Messenger RNA from Anopheles gambiae (African malaria mosquito), 1251 nucleotides. RefSeq names its product probable salivary secreted peptide. Lineage: Eukaryota; Metazoa; Arthropoda; Insecta; Diptera; Culicidae. The transcript is spliced from 2 exons. The record is from RefSeq and is a predicted model, not a curated record. Bases 574 to 927 code for a protein of 117 amino acids.
AUCUGUGCUCCUUGAUUGAAGUGUGACCGCUUAUCGCGCAACGGUAGCAAGACAACCCAGUUCAACAAUACAGCACAACCCAUUUGACGGUCAUCCGGUCACUGAGUCAUCUCUGUGGGACCGCUCCGUGCACCAGUGGAACGGAAGUAGAUAAAGUGUUUUUCAAUGUCCCAUACCAAACCGUCAGUGGCCGCCGUGUACAGUGUCUUCCAGGUGCUGAUUUGCUUCUCUUAUUAUCUGACUUAUCAGCUCCAGCAGCAUGCAGUAUGAUUGUGUGGUUGAUGACACGAGGCUCUACUUCGGAGAGUGUGUAGGCAAAAAAAAUAAAAAAUAAAAAACAAGACACCCAAGCCAUUUGAUUCUGAGCUUCUGAGGUGGCCAGCGCGCACUGAUAAGAUAAACGAUAGCGGGCACCGAGAUUUUUGCAUUAUAAAUAGUCCAAUCGCGAGACGAUCGUACCAACAAUCGUUCGCGCAGUAUCCGAACAGCAUUCGCGUUGCAACCAUACCGCUGUGUUGUCCACUAAUUGUGCAUUUUGUGCGUUGCUGCUGUCGUUAAAACACUGUCGUAACCAUGAAAGGACUAGCCGUCGUUGCCGCCGUACUGCUGUUCGCUUGUCUGGUCGCCAGCCAGAGCAACAACUAUUUCUGGGGCGUUCGGGAUCCGCGGGACGUGCUGCUGAACCGCACGAUUGCCGUCCGGUCCGGCACCAUUCUGCAGGUUAAAUCGAUUGAUCUCGUGUAUCCGCUGAAGGGCCAGGUGGGACGCAACAUUUCCGCCAUCUCCGUCGUGGACCAGUACACCAAUGGGAAGGGCGGAUAUGCCAGCCUGUAUGCCGGUGGUAUCGGUUACAACUAUACGACGGUCCAUCUGAAAUCACAGCGCGGUCACGGAUACAACUUUAUCGUGGAAAUUUACGGCCGAUAGACGAGUGAAGGCGGGCGGAAUGGGGGAUCUAUCAGAGGGCGGCUGAGGCUGAGAGGUGUUGUGAGAUGAUAGGAGCCCGCGCAACAAAGUGAUCAAAUGUUAUCAAUGUUUCACCCGUCGAGAUUCGAGCUUCGAUAGGCUAAUGAAUGGGGCGCCAAGCGGUUAUCGGAGCUGACAGAGCAGCGGACACGACGCUAGUGGUGGCCACGGGUUCGAUCCUAAUGGUGAUGCUGUGUUAGAUUUCGUGCCGUGCCGUCGAGUGUUUUAUGUCCGGAAAUGGGUUGUUAUUAUGUAGCAAUAAAAUUAUUUUAAUGUAACAAAUGA